AGAUUUCCUCUUAGCUGAUGCAGGGAAUGGCACACAGGAUUAGAAUGUGGACAUAUCAGGUGUAGAGGAUGCUCCACUUAUGAAUAUUUCUGUCCUCAGCCAAUAAAAGACUCGACUAACUGUCCAUUCCUGCUUGUCUGGGGAGAAGUUUUUGACAAGAGACUCGAAUUACAUCUUGGACAUGGGGCAACCACUUGAAGAUUUUCCUACUCGCUGGGUUGGAAACCAGAGCCUACCGAUAUUACAACCCCACGACCCGAGGACUGGACUACAAGGGCAUGAUCGACAAUUUGAGAGCAGCACCCAAUGGAUCGGUGCUGUAGGUGCACGCUUGCGCGCACAAUCCUACUGGGGUAGAUCUCACUCAGAAGGAGUGGGAGGGCCUGCGACAGAUGAUCCGAAAUGACAAGCAUCAGCUGCCUUUCUUCGACAGCGCCUAUCAGGGUUUCUCCAGCGGAAGCUUGCACACCGACGCGUUCAAGUUGAUCUGAUUUGAUCAAGUUUUCCUCUUGAGUGUUGCUUGGGCCUUGCGAAAGCAAGACCACGUUGCAGUGAGAGUCAACUCCCUACCAAAACUUCACUCUUUCGCUUGUAAUUGACGCCCCUUAGGAGCCUAACCAUUGCGAGUUCACUAAUUUAGAGGCUGCGUUCAGUGCCUUUACAUUAUGUCCAUUUGUUCAGGAAUUACUGCGUAGAGCUCAAUUUAUAAGCAGGUUUGUUUGCGAGUUGACGCCCAGUCAUCGAAUGCUUAUGCUUUUGCAACUUACACAUCCAUUGUUCAUUGUGCACCAGACGAUACU
Marchantia polymorpha subsp. ruderalis is the source of this 800-nucleotide messenger RNA. NCBI's taxonomy places the organism in Eukaryota, Viridiplantae, Streptophyta, Marchantiopsida, Marchantiales, Marchantiaceae. The record is from the annotation of a GenBank genome assembly.